Branchiostoma belcheri (Belcher's lancelet) is the source of this 469-nucleotide messenger RNA. RefSeq names its product 60S ribosomal protein L29-like. Gene Ontology annotation, biological process: cytoplasmic translation. NCBI's taxonomy places the organism in Eukaryota, Metazoa, Chordata, Leptocardii, Amphioxiformes, Branchiostomatidae. Bases 93 to 269 code for a protein of 58 amino acids. Gene Ontology annotation, molecular function: structural constituent of ribosome. The transcript is spliced from 4 exons. The record is from RefSeq and is a predicted model, not a curated record. Gene Ontology annotation, cellular component: ribosome; cytosolic large ribosomal subunit.
UUACCCACAAUCCACCGCUAAAUCGUCCUCUUCUCCGGACGCCAUAUUUGUUAGAGCUUGUACAGGAUCCUGUACCCACUAGGUGGAUCAACAUGGCGAAGUCCAAGAACCACACCAACCAUAACCAGAACAAGAAGGCCCACAGAAAUGGGAUCAAGAAACCACGCCGCAACCGUUACGAGUCUCUGAAGGGGGUUGACCCCAAGUUCUUGAGGAACAUGCGGUUUGCUAAGAAGCACAACAAGAGACACCCAAAGCCCAAGGAGUAAGCUCCCCCGGGCGGUAUCCAUCCAUAAGACGAACUAUCCGACCCUCUCGUCUGACCUCCGUUGACCGUGAUUGUGUAACAUCUGGAUGGACGUGGACUGUAUCAAUACAGGGACACUUUCUGUGGUGUCGCACCUUCUUGUGAUCUUUUCCCUCGGUCAACAGCCAAGGGAAAGGAAACAGUAAAAGAUGUCACAUCCGA